This is a messenger RNA of Octopus bimaculoides (California two-spot octopus), 3888 nucleotides long. RefSeq lists its product as uncharacterized. Gene Ontology annotation, biological process: embryo development; regulation of transcription by RNA polymerase II. Lineage: Eukaryota; Metazoa; Mollusca; Cephalopoda; Octopoda; Octopodidae. The record is from RefSeq and is a predicted model, not a curated record. Gene Ontology annotation, molecular function: RNA polymerase II transcription regulatory region sequence-specific DNA binding; DNA-binding transcription factor activity, RNA polymerase II-specific. Gene Ontology annotation, cellular component: nucleus.
UUCCACAAUUCUGUGAUGUCAUCGGGCACUGAUUCACUUAUUUACGUGUGAAAACGAAUACCAAGUGACAUCGAUGGCAAAGAAUUGUAUACAUGAGAUACAUCAUCAAUAUUUAUCAACUUUUAUGACAAAGAGAGAAGCUUAUAAAUUUUCCUGUUGACUUCAUCAGAAUAUACAGUGAAAUUUUUCUUUUAACCAGAGUUUGAUAGCAAGUUUUCUUCACUAUCUGAAAUGUUUACCAGUUAAUUUGCAUUCUAUGUAGUUAAGCUUUGAGAAAUUUGCAAAGAAUGUUUUCUAACGUCUUCAGAUAUCAACAAAGAUCAUAGUUGUUGGAAAUAUAGCAGAAAAAAUUUUUUGUUAAGAAGUGAAACAUUUUUGUAUUGUGGUGAAGAAAAAAAAAGUUAUGGAAAAUGAAAUAUGGGAGAACAAGGCUAAAUUUAAAUCAGAGUCUGAAAAGAAUGAUUUUUCUGAUGUUGCAUUGAAAGAGAAAGAAAAAACAUUGUACUAUUGUGAUAUCUGUGGCAGAUCAUUCUCUCAAAGAGGUACUCUCACUACCCACAAACGUAUUCAUACAGGAGAGAAACCAUAUUACUGUGAUAUCUGUGGCACAUCAUUCUCUCUAAACCAUCAUUUAACAACUCACAAACGUAUUCAUACAGGAGAGAAACAAUUUCACUGUGAUAUCUGUGGUAAAUCAUUCUCUCAUGGAAAUACCUUAACUAUACAUAAACGUAUUCAUACAGGGGAGAAGCCAUAUUGCUGUGAUAUCUGUUGUAAGUCAUUUUCUCGAAGUUGUGAAUUAACGACACAUAAACACAUUCACACGGGAGAGAAACCAUAUCAUUGUGACAUUUGUGGUAAAUCAUUCUCUGGAAGUAGUAACUUUUCCAGGCACAAACGCAUUCAUACAGGAGAGAAACCAUAUCAUUGUAAUAUCUGUGGUAAAACAUGCUCUGGAAGCAGUGACUUAAGUAAGCACAGACGUAUUCAUACAGGAGAGAAGCCAUAUCACUGUGAUAUCUGUGAUAAGUCAUUUUCUGUAAGUAGUGACUUAAUUAUACACAAACGUAUUCAUACAGGUGAAAAACCAUAUCACUGUGAUAUCUGUGGUAAAUCAUUCUCUCAGGCAAGUGAGUUAACGAAACACAAACGUAUUCAUACAGGAGAGAAACCAUAUCAUUGUGUUAUCUGUGGCAAAUCAUUCUCUCAUGGAAAUACACUGACUAUACACAAACGCAUUCAUACAGGAGAGAAACCAUAUCACUGUGACAUCUGUGGUAAGUCAUUCUCUCAAAAAAGUAACUUAACUACACAUGUAGGUAGUCAUACAAGGCAGUAACUGUAUCAUCUCAUCAUCACUAUUUUUAAAUGUUCACUAUUCCUUGAUUGCAUGGGUUAAAAUGGAAUUAGUUGAGGCAGAUCUACUAUACCUGAAUAUCCUUCCUGUUGCCAAACCUCACUUACUUUUGAGCAAGGUAAUAUUUUCCCAUGGCCUGAUAUAUUUUUCACAGAAGUCUGGUUAACAAACAACCCUGCUUGUAUGACAAUGGCACUAAUUUACAACCAUCACAUAAUGUCUUUUGAGUAUAUUCUCAGCAACCCGAAAAUGAUAUAAAAUUGGUUCACUCUUAAAAUAGUCACCCAAUAUUUUAUAUAUGUGUAACCAAAACUUUAACUGACACAACCAUAAACUACAGAAUUCACAGACUUGAUCAUUAACCCUUUAGCAUUCAAAUUUUUCUGUCAAAUCUAAUGCUUAUUUAUUCACAUUUUUUAAAAUUAAUUAUGUAUUAUCUUGUAGCUUUGAGAUCUUGAAGAUGUGAUUGUUUAUUUUUAGAAUGACAUUGUGGACUUGGUGAAAGAGGUUGUAUCUGGCCAUUUUCAACAUAAAACAAGUAGAAUAUUUGGGCCAGAUAUGAUCCUGGUUUAAAUACUAAAGGGUUAAACCAGUAGUUCUCAACUGGGGUCCACAUAAGAUUUUGCUGUUAAAAUUUAUGUGCAAUAAAUUGGUUAUAUUUCCCCAAUACGCAAAAUAUUUUAACAAAUUUUAUUAUACGAUUCCUAAUAAUAUUCUUUUCUACUCUGGGCACAAGGCCUGAAAUUUUUUGGGGAGGGGGCCAGUUGAUUAGAUCAACCCCAGUACACAACUGGUACUUAAUUUAUCGACCCUGAAAGGAGGAAAGGCAAAGUCGACCUUGGCGGAAUUUGAACUUAGAACGUCAAGACAGACAAAAUACCGCUAAGCAUUUCGCCCGGCGUGCUAAUGUUUCUGCCAGCUCGACGCCUUACACUUCCUAAUAAUAUUAAAUUACAAAAAUGUUACGGGAUCUUUUUAAACAUCAAAUGUUUAUUAGGGUUCAGUAAAGUAAAAUAGGAAUAAAAGGGGUCCAUAGUUAUAAAAAAUGGUUUCACUCACUGUUUUGAAUUUGUUGACAUUAUGAGGUGGUAUCAGAUAGUUCCUGGACUAGUACUGUAGCACACCAACAGAUGGCAUUACAACAUGGUUGUGUGUGCAGUGAGAGCUAGCAUUGGCCUGCAUGAGGCAGUGUGCCAAGUGACAUUUGUGCACUGUGGUCUUGGUCAUUGCCUCCGUGAGGCCCAACACUCGAAAGAAGCAUUCAGAGUUCAAAUUUCGCCAAGGUUGACUUUACCUUUCAUCCUUUUGGAGGUUGAUGUAAUCAACUAGCACCCUCCCCCAAAAUUACAGGCCUUGUGCCUAUAGUAGAAAGAAUAAUUAUUAUUUUAGUUUCUUAAAGUUCUUACAUCACACAUUCUGUGACCUCUUCAGUGACUCUGUCUCACGUGUCUCCUCUUGUUCUACUUAUUCCAUUUUGUCUUUCUAUAGUAUGAGCUUAUUUUCAACAUACCUAAGAAUUGAAAUUUCAUAUAUUCUUUUAAUUGUUUCAGUCAUUUGACUGUAGCCAUACUCAAGCACCACCUUUAGUCAAACAAAUUGACCCCAGGACUUAUUCUUUGUAAGCCUGGUACUUAUUCUACUUAUUCUCUUUUGCUGAACUGCUAAAUUACGGGGACAUAAACAUACCAGCAUCAGUUGUCAAACACACACACACACGAUGGGCUUCUUUCAGUUUUUGUCUACCAAAUCCACUCACAGGCUUUGGUCAGCCUGACGCUAUAGUAGAACACACUUGCCCAAGGUGCCAUGCAGUGGGACUGAACCCAGAACCAUGUGGUUGGUAAGCAAGCUACUUACCACAUAGCCACUCCUGCAAGAUUCAUAAAGUUCAUUGAUCAGUUAUCUUUAGUUGUGCUCAUGCAACCACUUGCAAGAAGAAAAUCAAUUCUAUAACUGUUUUCCCUGCGCACGAUAAUAAGAAAGCUCACUAGUAUAAUAACUACAAGUGGGCAGAAUAGCUAAAGCAAAAGAAUAUACAUGAAUAUAUAUUACAAUCGUUAAUAUAAGCUUGUUGAUUUGUUAUGUUAUUGUUUAAUCACUGAUUUCAGAUAAUGUAGUGGAGAAUUGAAUUAGUAUCAAUGUCUGACUUGUAACAUCAAAAGAUUUCGAAUUAUCUCUGUUCAUUAAACCUGUAAGCAUCUUACUAUCACAUGUAGUACUUGAAUCAGCACUAGAUUAACCCAUUAGGCAAAAUAAGUAUUGGGUUGUCCGGAAAGUUCGUGCUGAUUUUAAAGGAAAGAAAAAGGUCAAUAAAUACUUGCCAUUACAUUUUUAAUCAACCAAAUAUGAACCAUUUUGUUGCACAAUGCAUCUCCAUCUUUCUUUUAACUUGAAAAUACCCUCUUCCCAGAAUUGAGGUGGUUUCAUGGCAAAUAAGUCAAAGGGUAAGCUACUAUAAAUCGGCACGAACUUUCCAGACAACACAAUACAUGCUCAGGGCAUCAAGGGAUGGGGGUACCACAGAAAUGAAA